GUGCUUUACGUUUUGUAGACACGCGCAAUGAUAGCCGGAAGCACCGAUCUGAGGAAAAUAAAAAUCGAUGAAAUCCACUGUAUUUUGCGAGUAUAAACCUCGCACUUACUGUCCUUUUCUCGACCGUAGGCUCGAAUUGGUCUGUCUUUUUCACCGUCACUGUGCCGGAGGCGAAGGUAGAGAGCAGGAAAGCUGCUCAAUUUGAACGAAGUUGCUCGGUAGGGGUUUAGCUGACGUGUGGAGAAGUUGAGACUGCCAGAGAGCAGAUAAACAAACAUAAACAAGCAGGGACCAGCUGAGCGCCUGUCCGAACCGAACCAGCGGCACGGAGAGAUGUCAGGGAGAGCGAGUUUCCUCUUUCAAACCCAAGAAUGAUCCACAGGAGACCGUGACUUUCACUGAUACAAGCUCCAUGUCAACUGUCAACACUCGCACACAAAGAAUUUCGGAAACAAAACACGAGGACCAGCCAUAGGCUUUAGCAGAAAAGCCAUUGCUGCUGUCACUGUCUCUUUGUCAAGACAGGCUAGCAUGGGCAACCAAUAAGUUUGCCUUCCAGUUUUCAGCUGUGACGAAACGAAUACAUAUUACAGUGCAAGGAGACAGAGAAGUGGGAUUAACAUGGCCCACCAGGCAACCCCUAGUUCCCAGAAGGCCCUGAUGAUGGAGCUGAAGUCUCUGCAGGAGCAGCCGGUGGAGGGCUUUCGCAUCACUCUGGUGGAGGAGUCGGACCUCUAUAACUGGGAAGUGGCCAUCUUCGGGCCCCCUAACACCCUCUAUGAGGGAGGCUACUUUAAGGCUCACAUCAAGUUCCCAGUUGACUACCCUUACUCCCCACCAACCUUCCGCUUUCUCACAAAGAUGUGGCACCCCAACAUCUAUGAGAACGGAGAUGUGUGCAUCUCCAUCUUGCACCCUCCUGUCGAUGACCCUCAGAGCGGGGAGCUGCCCUCUGAACGGUGGAACCCCACCCAGAACGUGAGGACUAUCCUACUUAGUGUGAUCUCUCUGCUCAAUGAGCCCAAUACCUUCUCCCCGGCUAAUGUGGAUGCGUCUGUCAUGUUUCGCAAAUGGAGGGACAGCAAAGGCAAAGACAAGGAGUAUGCAGAGAUAAUCAGGAAGCAGGUGAUGUCAACAGCAGCGGAGGCCGAGCGCGAUGGAGUCAAGGUGCCGACCACGUUGGCCGAGUACUGCGUCCAGACCAGGGUUCCCUCCCAGGACAGCAGUUCAGACCUUCUCUAUGACGACCUGUAUGACGACGACAUGGAAGAGGAGGACGAGGAGGAAGACGAGAGCGAUAUGGAGUCUGUAGGUGAAGCCGGGGGGAUGAGCCCCACAGAGGACGGCGGGACGUCCACCAGACGUUACGACAACCAAGACGACUCUGGCAACGAGGACUCAUGAUGAUCUGGAUGAUAACUCCUCCCUGCCAAGUCCCCCAACCACCCUCCCUUAUGUGUUACGUUGUGUGUGUGUGUUUGCGUGCGUGUGUUUGCGUGUUUGCGUGUGUGCGUGUGUGUGUGUGUGUGUUUGCGUGUGUGUGUGUGCGUGCAAUUGCACAUACAGUGGGGUCAAAAGUCAACUGCCAAAAUAAACGUUUCAUCAUUUAUUAAACUAAUACAAUGAUUGGUCACAAUAAUAGUUGUAGUCAAAUGCUAUUACAUAGUUUUUCUGAAAAGGUUUGUUGGUACUGAUUUCACUGAAAGUCUGAAUUUGGUGUUUCCACCGUUUGCCUUAAUUACAGCUUGCACUCUGUCUGACAUCAGAUGUUUGGCAGUUGGAGAAUUGAAAUGAUUCCAGCACUGUUUGAGAGCACCACCAAGUGUUUUUGAUAUUACGUUAUAUUUCUCAUUAUUAUUAUUAUAAUUAUUUUUUUUAAUUGUCCGUUGAGGAUGCAGAAAUGACAAUGACGGCAGGCCUCUGCGGAAUAGAGCGGAAAUACUCUGCGGUGAUUAAUCAUGUGCAAGUUACUGACUCCGGACGAAGCAAAACAUCCUCACACUUGAUUAUUUAUAAAAGUAGUUUUUCUGCCCUGUUGUAACACUUUUAUGCAACCAACUCCUCACACAUGUACUGUAAGUUGUUUGGUUGCAACCAUAAAGUUGAAUUUUAUUCUCUAAACAAGUCAUCAACAGUGACACGUCAUCAUUCAAUCCAUGCUGAACCAUUAGACUUGUUUUGCCGUUAAAGAAGUGGUUUAAUGACUGCUACAGUUUGCUGGUCUUUUGACUUUAGUUUUGUCAGCUUGGGUGGGACUUUCUUUGUUGUGUUGGCUUUGUAUCUUGGAUGCUAGAUGCAUAAAGGUGAUACUUUUUAAACCACGGUGCCAUAUCUAGUUCUGUCUUGUCCUUGUUUGGUUGAAAGUAGUCCAGAAUUGUCCACAGGGCUGUGUCAGCGCUGCAGUAUGGUCUGGCUGCAGAAGUUAACGUUCUAGGAUAGGGAAAAAAACACUCUGGCUUGUUUGUAUUUCUUUAAACCUAAAAAUCCCAAUCUUUUAGGUUGGCGUUAAGCCCCAGAUGCAGAGAAUAUGUCCUUGUAGGAUGAGUAUGCCUGAUGUCCAGUGCGUCAGGCUUCAUACGCUCAGUGGCCAUCCGGUAAACCAGACUAGGAUGAAAAUGACACAAUUUUGUGAAAAUCUUUCCAGCCUUUUAUCAUGAUUAGGCCUAAACAGUAGUAAUGGGCCAUUAGUUAUUAAAAGACCUUUAUAAUUAACAUGUGUAGGAUACAUGUGUAACCCUUGCAUACAUGGUAAGACAAACAUUUUGAAUCUUCCUCUCACAUAUGCCAGUAUUUUAAUUAAUUACAAGCAUUUCCCAAAGAUAAAUAUCACAUAUCAGUUCUAAAUAACUUUCUGCAAAGUAUACAAAUUGUCUUAGUUUUUGAUAAAUGAUGAAAACAAACUGUCCUUGUGGUGGUCUCUUGAACCCCACUGUAGCUGGCCGGCUCUUUGUCAGGCUAGUCCGUGUCACAUUGUCUGGUUUUGUGUUAAAGAUUGUCUCUAUCUAAUGUGUCUUUACUUGUUGCUGUUUUUAAUGUACUUUUUUUUUUUUUUUUUUUAAGUUCUGUUUAGACAUUCUGUCCUCCCUGACUUGUCCUUAGAAUUUUCUGGGAGGGCUCAGACAGUCUAGCUGAUGGACACAUGCUGUUUGGCUCAUUAACCAGCCAACGAGCUGGCCAGCUUCUCCUAUCACUGUCCAUCAGUGUUGCCCCGUGGCAGAAUAUCUCUGUCCCUCCCACGCCUGCCUGUUCUACCCAUCAAUCAACUUUGACUUGCAAACGCAGGCUUGACUGUGGCUCCAUCCUCUUGGACUCCCCUUCAGUAGUGUCCAUCACAGCCACUCCCUCAUGAUCCCUCAAAGCAACGCCAUUUGGUUAGGGGACGGAUAAGGUGCAAGCCUUUUCUCACGUCAAACUCCUACACCUCUCUCUGCCUCUUUAACCUCAGGGCCUCAAUAGACUUUUACUGAGAGAGAGAAAAAAACAGUCAAAGAGAAACUUCACACACAAACUAAUCCUCAGCUCCACCUCCUUUUUUUACUUUGUACAUCACUGGGUGGUUCUAGAGGGCUGAGAGCGAACUGAAAGUCUCCAAACCCGCCGCCAGUGUGUGAACACGUGACUGAAGUGUUGCUGUUGUUCCUGAUUAAGUUGUUUUCUUCUUGGUAGGCCGGAGUCAAAUUUUUAAAAAUCAAAAUGCACCUGUAGGGACUUUCUCCUCAAGACAAUGCUCACAUUAUGUUACGAUAGAUGUGAAAAUGUUAACGUUUUUGCGCCGUAACUCGAUUUAAGCUUCAAUGCGAUUUAGUGAAAAUGUGGACGUUGUUACUGUGCUACACCACAUUCAGACUGUGUAUCGACAGCGACAAAAUCCACAUCUAUCUUAGCUACGCAUUUGAAUGAAUUUGACACUUGAUUGCCUGUUAUCUGUGUGUUUGUGUGUGGAUAUUUACAUUUACUCUUCAUCUUUUGACUACAAUGUCAGGGUUAUCUUGUUCCUGUCUCUGUGGAACAGGUGUAGACUUGCCCAAAUUACCUUUUGGACUUUGUCCAGUUGAGAAAACGUGUGUUUUCACAGCGUUCUAGUGCUGUUUUGGGGAGGCCUGAACUCGUUGAGGAUUUGACUGAUUUAAAAAAAUAAAAAUAAGAAGAAAUCUGAGUGUUGAACUUUUGGACACACUGAGCAGCAUUAUUUGGCUAAUAUUGCUUGUCAUAAAUUAAGCCAAACAUGUUUUUAUCGUUGUGGGUAUAAUCUGUCGCUCGUUUUUUUUUUUUUUUUUUUUUUUACACACAACAGAGCACUGCGCAAACCUUUGAUUCAAAUGGAUGGAUUGUAUGCCAAGGAAACCAAGUACAGCCCCACAACCGUUGAUUUUAAAGACUAUGGAGCUAUGGAUGCAUGUGGUGGAUUUAAUGCUGUUUAAAUAAACUCUUAAAGAGAUACCUUUUUGGAUUUUAAUGUGAAGCCAAAGGAAUAAAAACAUUUCCUGCAGGCCCUGUGCUUUGGAGGCUCCCAGAGACUGGAUUAUGUUGAGGAAGAGGAUCUUUUAAUGGAUUUGAUAUCACGAAGGGAAUUAUUGUCUGAGAUUCUGAAGGUCAGAUUUUUUUAUUUGUUCCCCACUUUUUUCCCCACCCAUCACCGUACAGAGCAUAAGAUAAAUCCUAGUAAUAAUGUGUACCAAUGCCAUUUGUAUCUGUUAAAGGAUUAGUUUGACAUAUUGGGAGAUAUGCUCAUUUGCUUUGUGGAUGAGAUGAGAAGAUCUUUACCAGUCUAACACAUCAGAGUGGGAUCUUAUCUAACUCUAGGUAAGAAAGCGAAUAUAUAUAUAUAUGCAUAUUUCCCAAAGUGCUUUAAUUAAAAUAAAUUGCCUCUAUCACAAAUGUAUAAAUCAGGAGCAUUAUUGUUUCUGUAAGAAUAAAGUCUAGGUAUAGUGUAGCCCUUAUGAUAGCAAUUCAAUGACCAGUUUAAAGCUCUUUAAAAUUAAAGUCCUCCUUUUUUUACUCAAAUGUAUGCCUUGUUUUUGAGGGCAGGUGGAGAAAAGCUAUGGAGGCCUUUUGAGGGGAGAGAGCAACCACAACAACAAUUAUCUCUGACUGAUGACAAUAAUACCCAAACUCAACCUAAGAAAUGGCACACUAAAAAGGACUGCAGUCUAAGAUGUUGAGAUUUUUUCCAUACACACUGCUACAUACAAAGGCCCUCACAUGGUCACACUCUCAAUGGACUGACCCGAGUGUGUCCGCAAUGCGUCCAUACCCACUGAUGCUAAUGCUGUCGGGUUUUUCUUUGAUUUAUGUCAUUUUUUUCCCUCAUUUUGUGUUUGUGAGGAUGCAAAUGUCACUCAUAAAGUUUCUAUUGUUAAAAAAAAUAAAUAAAAGUGUUGGGUUUGUUUGCAAUAUAGCUUAUCUGUUGCUUAGCACACGUCAUGGAAAAUGAACAACACAGCAAGCUGGUUUUUGGAGUAGAAUUAGGAGUGAUCUGCAAAUGGAGGCAUACAGAUAUUGUGGUGAAGUUGGAAAAGCAUUCAAAAUAAAACAGUAUGUCAUUGAA
Molecule: messenger RNA, 5548 nt
Organism: Etheostoma cragini (Arkansas darter)
Lineage: Eukaryota; Metazoa; Chordata; Actinopteri; Perciformes; Percidae
Gene: ube2r2
Product: ubiquitin-conjugating enzyme E2R 2
Exons: 6
Coding region: 622-1404 (260 amino acids)
Biological process (GO): ubiquitin-dependent protein catabolic process; protein polyubiquitination
Molecular function (GO): ubiquitin conjugating enzyme activity
Source: RefSeq, a predicted model, not a curated record